AUCGAUUGCAUCAACAUCGAAGCUCCCAAUAGCCGUUUCGUUUCUCAAUUCAACAUCAGCUCUGCACUUAGACGUCCAAUCAAACCCAAUGGCACUACCAUGCCGAUGAUAUCAGAAGAAGGCGUCGACGAAGACGCCGUCCGUCUCCACGACAGAGACGGCAACCGUCUCUUUUCCCGCCAGGACUCAUCAAGCUCGAGCAACCUCCCCAACGACGAGCACGGCAACGAACACGAGGACGAGGAAGGAGCCUACUCCUCCGCCUCGGACUCAGGCACCGAAGGCGACGGAGACGACGACGAACACCUGCCCUCGCAGCCGCCAAUAUCCCGAAACACGUUCGCACCGCCCUUCUACGGCCGCCCACCGACGCCGCUACCACCUUCUCCAUCCCUCACCUCCCUGCUCCGGCCAUCACGUCCGACGACCCCCGACGUGUCCGACGACGAUGGCGGCAACGGCACCGGCACCGGCGGCGGAGGAGGCGGCACGGGCCACGCGGGCAGCGAGGGACCCCUCCCGCGGGCCCGCCCCAAGGUACCGACGUACGAAUACUACGGCUUCGUGCUCUACCUGUUCAGCUCGCUGUCCUUCCUGAUCUACCUGCUGUGGAGCUACCUGCCGUCGCCGUUCCUGCACGCGUUAGGCAUCUACUACUACCCGAACCGGUGGUGGUCGCUGGCGAUCCCCAGUUUUCUGGUCAUGCUGCUCGUGUACAUUUACGUCGCGCUGGCGGGGUACAACCUCGAGAUCCUGACGCUGCCGCUGGAGAGCGUCGAGACGGUGGUGGAUGAGGCGGCCAUGGUGGCUGUUGUCGAUGGGAAGGGGAGGAUAUUGAGGGGAGAUAAGAGGAGGCGAAGGGCAGGAGGCGGGAAGGGGUCUGGGUCCGGGUCCGGGUUGAAGGGCGGCCGGGAGCAAGGGAGGGAAAAGCAGCAGCCUGCUGCUGCAGGGAAGGAUGAAGGGGGAUUGCAGGGGGGAAGCGGCUUAAAUUGGCGGGAGGUUUGGAACGAGGGGACGGAUGCGGUCAUGGAUGUGCCGUUGGCUGGGGUGUGCGAGGUGUUGUAUAGUGAAGGGAGGGAUUGGGAUAGCGAGGUUGAGGGAGACGAUGUGGUGAUCACGAGGGUGUAGUAGGGCACGGCCUAUGGUACGGCGUUUAGGUUGACGCUAGGGACUAUGAAGAAAUCCAGCCUUGAUGAUACCCUUUUUAUUUUCUUCAGGGGUUUUCUUCUCCUGAAAUCGAACAUCGUCUACAGAUAACUUGGACACAAGGAAGUACUCGGACAGAGACGCUGUUCAAGGCAAGACAUAUCCAUAUCAC
Parathielavia appendiculata is the source of this 1318-nucleotide messenger RNA. RefSeq names its product PIG-P-domain-containing protein. Gene Ontology annotation, cellular component: endoplasmic reticulum. The record is from RefSeq and is a predicted model, not a curated record. The transcript has a single exon. Bases 100 to 1128 code for a protein of 342 amino acids. NCBI's taxonomy places the organism in Eukaryota, Fungi, Ascomycota, Sordariomycetes, Sordariales, Chaetomiaceae. Gene Ontology annotation, biological process: GPI anchor biosynthetic process.